UUGGCUGUGAAUAAAAUAUUCUAUUUUCAAUUUUUCAUGUUCUUUUAUAUAAAUUUUACAAUCAUUCUGACAACUUCAUCUGAAUUGGAAAAAGUUUUAGGAAGAAAAGCGUGGUUCAUUUGGGUUGAAAUAUAUCUCAGGAAGGGAUGUCUUCGACUAACGGUGAUUGGCAGUCAACUGCUUUCCGUCAAAAAGUUAUUUUAAACAUUGAUGAUGCUUUGAAGAAAUCCGCCAACAUGAUUGGACCUAAUGAAAAAAGUGCUGCAGAGAUUGAAGACCAGAUAUUUGGACGAUCAGCCAGCAGAGAUAAUUACAUGUCGAUGGUUGCUCGCAUCAUUUUGCAUUUACAGUCAGGUGGUCAAAACCAGACACAAACUGCAUCGAAUAUGAACCAGGGUCCUAUGACACCUAUGAUGAUGAAUUCUAACAUGCAACAAGCUGGACAAAUGAUGGUUGCUGAUCAAAAUGCCAUGAGAACAGAUAACCAUUUGAAGAUGUUAACUCAACAGUCACCUAUGAGUGGCAUUUCAACACCAUCCCCAAAACUCCCUUUAUAUCAUUCACCAUCCCCUGCUCCAGUGCAACAAGUUAAACCAGGGGUCAAGACCUCAGGGGUGAGAAGUGUACAAGUUAGCUCAAACGCUGCUUAUCAAUCACCUCUUAUCCCCUCUCCAAGUCCUGCAGCCCCAUCACCAGCUCCUGCGUCAUCACCAGCAAUGAUAAGUGCCCAGUCUCCUUCAUCUUUACUUGCCUCGAGGAUUUCUGGUAUACCUAGCGUUGAGUCACCAGGAUCAUUUAAUCCUCCAAGUAAUCUUAAUCUUGGUUCACAAGAAAGCCCGGGUAAAACUGAUCUUUCAGACAAGGAGGAACAACUGUAUGUUGAGAAGCUCAAGCAACUGUCUGUGUAUACAGAACCUUUACGGAAAAUGAUCGCUAAAAUGCAAAAUGAAGAAGAUGGGGCAAACAAGGACAACAGGAAUUUAACAAAGUUGAAAAGAUUAUUGAGCAUCCUUGGUAAUCCUAAAGAAAGAGUUCCAUAUCAAGCGUUGCUGAAAGUUGAGGAUGUCUUACGUCGGAAAUUACCAUUUGAGGGUGAAAUCAAGAAGGGAAAAAAAGAUGACAAAAGCGAGCCAUUACCCAUUGGACAUUCCUUCCUGGAGGCACUCCAAGGUCAAGCCAAAACAAAUUCACUCCAAUCAAACAACCGAUUGUUCCAAAUGCUGGCGCCGACGCUCGGAACGAUUCAUGGACCUGCAAUUUGCCCUCCGCAAGUUCCCAGGCUGCGUAAGGAGAGGCACGAACCAGAGUCACCCUUGCCUCACGUGGUGAAGUCAGAGAUCGCGCGUUUGGCGGGCAAGUUCGCCGUGGAUUAUGCUAAUGAUGGCAACGAUGACCGCGAACAAACAGUGUUGGUUUGCUCAAUAAGCGACAAAACAUUGCCUGCUGUUCCAAACCUUGUGGUUCGCUUGCCACUGAAUUAUCCAGAUUCAUCUCCGCUCUAUGAUACGAACGAUUAUGAAACAAGCGAUUUCUUACAGCGGAUCAAGACGCGACUUAAAAACAAACUCGUGAGGUUACUCCGUGUGUACACUUUCACAACAUUACUACUAAACUGGGAGUCCGCUGUCAGAUACGCCGACGCCAGAUGUGAGAAAGUGAAAAAUGAAAUAUAAAGAUUUAGCAGUGGAAAAAUAUUUAUAUUAUUAUUUAUAAAGAAGGUUCAAGAAAUAGACUUAUGAUAUACGGUAUAUCUCGUUGGCAAGACUGGCAAAGUCAUGAAGAAAGACAGUCAUAGUUUAGGUUCUGGUUAUCAUGUAAAUGAUCUCCAAUUUAUUGGGGACAGAAAACAAACAGAUAUAUCUUGGCACCUACGUAUAGUGUGCUUAUAAGUUAUAACGUUCUUAUAAGGUUCUGAGAGGACAAUAUAGCCUUUAAUAGUUUUAUGGCCCAUGGGGUUAAAAUAGAGGCUUUCGUCAGCUUUACGAAACGAAAGCAAAGAGUUGUAAUAAUGACAGAAAAAUAGAUGACACAUCUCUAAUGGUGGUGCAGAUUUUUGACCACUGACGCUCUCUGGGUUGUGUGCCCCAGGAGAUCUCUCAUAAAUACGAAGUUGCAGUUGCAGCACUUUAAUAAACUUGCAGGAAGUUGCUACAGGCUUAAACAAGUUGCUACAACUUGAUAACAACAAUAUUCGUGAGUUGCAGAAUAAUGAA
Dendronephthya gigantea is the source of this 2213-nucleotide messenger RNA. RefSeq names its product mediator of RNA polymerase II transcription subunit 15-like. Gene Ontology annotation, biological process: regulation of DNA-templated transcription. The coding region runs from base 147 to 1673 and encodes 508 amino acids. Gene Ontology annotation, molecular function: transcription coregulator activity. NCBI's taxonomy places the organism in Eukaryota, Metazoa, Cnidaria, Anthozoa, Malacalcyonacea, Nephtheidae. The transcript has 18 exons. The record is from RefSeq and is a predicted model, not a curated record.